AUGCGCCACUUGCUGCUGGUGUGUGUUGCUGCUGCUCUCGGCUGCGGAGGCCCCUCUGCUGCUGCUGCUGCUGCUGCACCUGGCGCCCAACGCGACAGGCACAGGCCCCAGCAGCAGCAGCAGCAGCAGCAGCAGCAGCAGAACUUCGACGGAGACGACGGCUUCGACCUGUCCCUCGAAGACUUCAUUGCUGGAGGCGGGCUGGAAGAGGAGGAGGAGCAGCAGCAGCAAACCACCAGCAGCAACCCAGACAGCAGCAGCAGCAGCAGCAGCGGCUGGGGCGUCAGCAAACUGCUCGAUGCAGCAGAAGCAGCAGGAAAGGCCUUCGCCGAGUCGCUGCUCUCCGUGGGGACGCUGCAGCAGCUGCUGCAGCAGCAGGAAGAGCCGCAGCAGCAGCAAGAUGAAGAAGACCUGGAAUAUGAUGAAGAAGACUUGUUUGCUGCUGCGGAGCCUGCCGGGAGCUUGAGCCGGGUGUCUGCUGCAGCACGAGGGGGCGUUGCUGCUGCUGCCGCUGCUGUUGCCGCAGCAGAGCAGCAGACACAGUCGCUUGCAGCUUCCGUUGCUGCAGCAGGCGCGCAGGCGCAGCAGCAGCUGCAGCAUUUCUACGGAUCCGUGCUGCAGCAGGCGCAGGGCUUUGCUGCUGCAGCAGCAGAAACAACUGCAGCAAAAGACCUGCAGCACGUGCUGCUGCUGCUGUCCCAAGGGAAGACCUUGUCUCUCUCUGAUCCUGCAGUCCGGCGCUGCGCUGAGGGACUCUCCUUCGUGUUUGCUGCUGCUGCUGCUGCUGCAGCAACAGCAGCAGCAGACAAGCAAGCAGGCGGAAGCAUCAUAGCUGCCAUACUCAAGGCGCUCGCGGAGGGCAGCAGCAGCAGCAGCAGAGGCAGCAGCAGCAGAGGCAGCAGCAGCAGGGGCACCAGCAGCAGCGACAGCAAGAGGAGACACCGACGCCUGAGAACCAAACACAGGCUGGAGCAGCAGCAGCAGCUGCUGCAGCAGCAGCAGCAGCAACAGCGCAGGCGCCGCAGGCAGGCAGACCGGCAGCAAGGAGACACCGAAAGUAUUACUGCAGCAGUUCUCAGCGCCUUGCUGGCAGCAACAAACUCCAGCAAACAGGAGCCCCACGUCGAGCAGCAGCAGCAGCAGCAGCAGCCCCAGCAGCAGCAACAGCAGCAGCAGCUCCAGCAGCUGGAGCAGCAACAGCAGCAGCUGGAACAGCUCAAGCAGCAACUCGCGCAGCUGCAGCAGCAGAUCGCUGGUCAAAAGUAG
This is a messenger RNA of Eimeria tenella, 1266 nucleotides long. RefSeq lists its product as uncharacterized. Gene Ontology annotation, biological process: regulation of transcription by RNA polymerase II. Gene Ontology annotation, molecular function: transcription coregulator activity. Gene Ontology annotation, cellular component: SWI/SNF complex; nucleus. The transcript has a single exon. NCBI's taxonomy places the organism in Eukaryota, Apicomplexa, Conoidasida, Eucoccidiorida, Eimeriidae. The record is from RefSeq and is a predicted model, not a curated record. The coding region runs from base 1 to 1266 and encodes 421 amino acids.